Messenger RNA from Polistes canadensis, 1269 nucleotides. Its product is annotated as farnesol dehydrogenase-like. The transcript is spliced from 6 exons. The record is from RefSeq and is a predicted model, not a curated record. Bases 269 to 1036 code for a protein of 255 amino acids. NCBI's taxonomy places the organism in Eukaryota, Metazoa, Arthropoda, Insecta, Hymenoptera, Vespidae.
ACAGAUAAUAAUGAUCGUCGCAAUCGUUCUACGUUUUCUUUUCUCUAUGACAGUUGAUAUGAGUUAGACGCUUAUAUAGUUUGAAGUGGGUUAGAUAUUGUCGUUGUGCAUUGUCCAAUAACAAGUGUUGGAAUCAGAUCAUUGAUCUUAAUCAGUUAACUAUCAAUUACUGUGAUUUAUUAUUAUUCUGCAUAGCAGUAUUAUACCUAAAUCAAAAAAAUUAUAUCAGAUUUGUUGCAGUUAAACCAAUACGAACAUACGAACAAUUAUGAAUCGUUGGGAAGGGAAAGUCGCGGUCGUGACUGGUUCUGCAUCCGGAAUCGGCAAAGCAAUUACGUGUGCUCUGCUUGAAAGGAAGAUAAUCGUGGUCGGUUUGGAUAUUCAGAACGAGGAAGACACAAAAACGGCUGACAAUACAAAGAAUAAGAGGAACAGAUAUUAUCCUCUUCGUUGCGACGUUACUUGCGGGGAUGAACUAGACGCUGCAUUUUCAUUUGUCGAUGAAAAAUUAAAUGGAGUCAAUAUUAUGGUGAAUAAUGCCGGUGUUGUGAAUUAUCAUCGCGUUAUUGAAAGCGACAGGAAGACAUUUGAAAAGCUGUUAAAUAUUAAUGUACUCGCAGUGGCUGUGUGCAUAAACCGCGCUGUACGUUCAAUGCGAAAGAGAAACGUCGAAGGGCAUGUUUUCAAUAUCAACAGUAUAUUAGGACACCUAAUACCGUUUGGAGGUCCUAUCGAUGUUGAAGGUUGUAACGGGUGGAAUUUGUAUCCUGCAACUAAACAUGCAUCGGUUGCAUUAACGGAGACAGUGAAACACGAACUGCAUGAUGUCGAAGUACCCAUUCGAAUAACAAGUAUCUGUCCAGGUUACGUAAAGACCGAAAUUUGCGGAAACAAUACGAAUGUUAAAGACUUCCUGUUUUCGAGGCCAAUGCUUUUACCCGAAGACAUAGCCGAUGCUUUAAUUUAUGCACUUGGAACACGACCCGAGGUUCAGAUUUCAGAGAUAAAAAUACAAAUCAGAGGAGAAAUUCCGUAAUAAAUUUUCUAACAGAAUGGGAAAUUAUGCUAACAGAUAAUAUAUUUAUCGUAAAAAUUUUUAAGUUGUUAUAGAUAUAAAGAUAAAUGAAAUUUAUACUUAAAAAUUAUCAACACUAUGUGUAUUAUUUAAAUAUAUUCGUUGUGAUUUCUUAAACGAUCAGCACAUAUAAUUUGUUUCAAUUUGAUUCGUCAUAACAAUAUUAAUUAUAUAUAUUAAUAAAAUGUUUAUUA